Molecule: messenger RNA, 2040 nt
Organism: Cordyceps fumosorosea ARSEF 2679
Lineage: Eukaryota; Fungi; Ascomycota; Sordariomycetes; Hypocreales; Cordycipitaceae
Product: transcription factor steA
Exons: 2
Coding region: 1-2040 (679 amino acids)
Biological process (GO): sexual reproduction; regulation of DNA-templated transcription
Cellular component (GO): Ste12p-Dig1p-Dig2p complex; nucleus; Tec1p-Ste12p-Dig1p complex
Molecular function (GO): DNA-binding transcription factor activity
Source: RefSeq, a predicted model, not a curated record
AUGGCUGCACCGCAAAAACCUGAGACCUUCAUGCUGAGCACGGAGGCUCAGCAGGCGCUUCCUCACGAUGCGCAAGUUGCCCUCCAGCAGGUUGACAACCUUAAAUACUUUCUCAUCUCCGCCCCCGUCGACUGGCAACAAGAUCAGUAUAUCCGCCGUUUUCUGCUCCCUACCGGCGAAUACGUCUCUUGCGUUCUCUGGAACACGCUCUUCCACAUCUCUGGUACCGACAUUGUCCGCUGCCUGUCCUUCAGAUUCCAGGCCUUCGGCCGUCCUGUAAAGAACUCCAAGAAGUUUGAAGAGGGCAUCUUUUCCGACCUCCGAAACCUCAAGUCUGGCACCGAUGCCUCCCUCGAAGAACCCAAGAGCCAGUUCCUGGAUUUUCUCUACAAGAAUAACUGUAUCCGCACCCAAAAGAAGCAAAAAGUCUUUUAUUGGUACAGCGUUCCCCAUGAUCGCCUCUUCCUCGAUGCUCUCGAGCGCGAUCUCAAGAGAGAGAAGAUGGGCCAGGAAGCUACCACCGUCGCUGUCAGCGAGCCUGCACUCUCCUUCCAGUACGACUCGUCACAAUCGCUCUACGAGCAAUUGACCAAGACGCAGCAAGUCAACUCGUCUUCCUUCAAUGCCCAGCAAUCUGCUUUCACUCAAGGCCAAUCUGCUUCCCCCAUUAUCAAGGCCAUGGACGCCAUGCCUCCCCCCAACAUGAUGCCCCAGAACAUGGGUCACAUGCCCGAUAACAUGGACCCAAUGGGCGCCUACGACACCGUCACCAUGGCACCAGUUGCUCCUCCUCAGGUUGCUGCUGUCAAGCGCGAACCCGACUUCACUCGAGUCCAGUACAACCAAAAUGGCAUUCCCGUCCAUGGCCACCAGCGCCAUGCCUCCAUGCCCGCUUACGGCCUUGAGUACUCUCCUGCCCCCUCUUUCGUCUCCUCUCAGUACGAUGAAUAUGGCAACCGCGGCCUGUCCUUUGAACCCAUCACCCCUCCUCAGCAGGCUCUUGGGGUCUCUGCUGAGCCCGCUUACAUUGCCAAUGAGGAAACUGGCCUCUACCCGGCCAUCCCGGACCACCUUUCCGGUAUGAACGGCCUGAACGGCAUGGUUCAGCUCCCCCCCUCGACCAUGGCUGGUCAUCAGUUCAACCGCUCGUAUGGGAGCAACAACGUCUACUCUGUGAUUGAAGGUUCACCAACCUACAAGCAAAGGAGACGACGCUCCUCGAUCCCCCCUGGCAUGUCGGCCAUUGCCGCUCCUCCUUCCUCGAACCCCAACGUCCCUCACAGACCUUCCGAUCUUCGCCGCUCUGUCUCCGUCUCCGUUGGUGCCGUUGCCGAGGGCGACGAGUCCGAAGACAACUCUCCUCCCGGCCUCUCCUUUAGCAACGGCAUGUCGAUGACCAAGCAAAAACCUCUUGACGAUAUGUCGAGACACGGUACACCUCUCUCAACUGUCGAAUCAAACUCUGGCCUUAAUCCUCUUGCCCUUCAGCAAAGCUUUGGAAGUGAUGACAUGUCUGGAAAUGGCUCCUUCCACGAGCAUCGCAGAACUAUUUCUGGCCCUGCCGGCGCCAUUCGCCGCGCGCGCUCCGCCACGGUCAUGGAACUUGGUCCAUACCCUCACAAGUCACAUUCAUGCCCGAUUCCCACCUGCGGUCGCCUUUUCAAGCGUUUAGAGCACCUCAAGCGACAUGUCCGCACACACACGCAAGAGAAGCCUUAUGUCUGCCCCCAGUGCAACAAGGCCUUCUCUCGCUCAGACAACCUCGCGCAACACAAGCGCACUCACAGCCGCGAAGAUGGCGCCGAGGGCUCUCUGAACCUCUCUGCUGAAGAAGAGGAAGAAUACUCUGGUGAGGAGCCUCUGGGCUCUCUUGAGGAGGCUUCUCCCUCAUCAGAGAUGGCUUACAUCACGGGUUCUCUGAGCAGCGAUGUCAACCAAAGCGGCAUGGCUCCUCCCUCAAGCAUGCCUAGCACGCAGUACAGCAACAGCCUAGACGCGCUAAGGCUACCGAUGACGAUUAGCCAACCAUCGAUUAUUUAA